AUGACUUCAAUCCCUUCCACCCAGAAGGCCGUUGUCCUUUCCGCUGACCCCCAAAAGGGUCCAUUGUUCGAUGUAACUGAGAUCCCCACAAUUACUGAUCUCAAUGACUAUCAAUUACUAGUCCACCAAAAGGCCUUUGCUGCUAACCCAACUGACUGGAAACAUGCUCUCUUUGGUUGGGGAGUCAAGGGCAAUGUUGUUGGUACAGACUCUUCGGGCGUUGUGGUCAAAGUCGGUCCCAAAGUUGAAGGCUUCAAUGUUGGUGACCAUGUCUCUUCCUUCGCUCAUGGUGGUUACCAGCAUCAUCCUGCCGAUGGGCUGUUUAAAGAAUAUGCCGUAGUAGACUCCAGAUGGUCUCUUAAUUAUCAAAAGAGCCUAAAGUCCCGUUCUAAUGAUACCGUAAUACCUUCAGGUAAGAUCGAUUCUUUUGAGGCUGCAGCUACUAUUACGUUAGGACUCGUCACUAUCGGAGGCUCUUUCCAUCACUUUUUUGGACUGAGGGAAAAGGCUCCAGGGAACAGCUCCAAGUACAUUUUGAUCUUAGGUGGUGCCACAGCUACUGGAUUCUUGGCUAUCCAAGUUGCGAAGAAGAUCUACGGUUUGAAGGUGCUGGCCACGGCUUCAAGAAAGAAUUUUGAAAAAUUACAAGCUAUUGGUGCAGAUAAAGUUUUUGACUACCAUGACGCUGAUGUGUUCGAUCAGAUCAAGGCCUUUGCAGGCGAGGACCUGACAUACACUUACCUGACUGCCGGUGAUGAAAACCUUUACAAAGAAGCUUACAAUGUUCUUCCCGAGAAAGCACACUCCUAUCUGGAUAACAUUCAGGUAAUUUUCCCAAGCGCUUUGACCGAGCUAGGGGUUGAGUUGAACAAGAAUGUUAAGUUGUCCAGUACCUUGGCCUACACCACUCUAGGUGAAGACCAACAUUUUCCUGGUUUUGAUUUCAAUGCUGAACCUGGCGCCAAAGAAAGCCACCUUGAAUUUUGGAGUUAUGUUUCUAAGUAUGUUCACAAUGGGGAAAUUAUUCCUAUUGAAGCCAAGAUAUUGGGCAAUGGAUUGGAGCAUGCAGAGGAAGCAGCCGUCUUGCUCAAGGAUGGCAAAGUUUCAGCUCAGAAGUUGGUUUUCCGCCCAUAA
Messenger RNA from Komagataella phaffii GS115, 1134 nucleotides. RefSeq lists its product as uncharacterized. The coding region runs from base 1 to 1134 and encodes 377 amino acids. Gene Ontology annotation, molecular function: oxidoreductase activity, acting on NAD(P)H. NCBI's taxonomy places the organism in Eukaryota, Fungi, Ascomycota, Pichiomycetes, Pichiales, Pichiaceae. The record is from RefSeq and is a predicted model, not a curated record. The transcript has a single exon.